CUCGGCAUCAAAAGCAGCAACCACGUCAGCAGCAACCACGUCAGCAGCAACCACGUCAGCAAGUCGUCUGCACUGACUCCGCACCAUCACCAGUGUCAUGGCAGGGGAGCAACGGGACCCGUUCCGGGAGGACAUGACCUGCAACAGGGACCACGUCGUGUGGACUUGGGUCACUCCUGGCCAGAUGCUGCCGGGCAAUGCUCGUGGGUCGAGAAGACUGCUGUGCAAACUCUGCAACAAGGAGUACUCCGGGAAUCGGAAGCGUGCGUGGGAGCACUUCAUUUUGGCGAGGGUGUCUGACAGGUGUCCACAUUCAAACCUGUCCAUUUGGAGGAGGCUGCAUGGCAUCGGUGUACAGCUGCCACCGGACCUGCAUGAGAGGGUGCAACGCAUGUUGGAGAUGGAGAAGAGUGACGAGGAGGACACUCCUGUUGCGGGUGGAGGAGAAUGGGGCGAAGGCGGAAUUGCUGAGGAUCCCGGGAGGCACCUGGUGGGGAUACCAGGGAGGUUGACAUCGUUGAGGAUGAGGGGACGAGGGGGGGCAUGCACACGUGGCCCGACGAAGCAGAUGAGCAUCAGGAGGUUUGCGAAGAACCUGAGGCAUGAGGACAUAUAUGACUCCUGCUGCGAGUUCUUCGUGGAGAACGCGAUCCCGUUCAACGCCGCCAGAAGCAGGAGCUUCAAGAAGUUCAUGCUGACGUGUAUCGGGCCACGGCCUGUGGGGAGUCACCCUCUCGUGCCCACUGGGUACAACCCCCUCAGUUAUCGCCUGCUCGAUCGUUUGAACAAGAGGUUGAUGGAUGAGAAGCAGGUGGUCCGUGACGACUGGCAGGUGACUGGAUGCACGUUCAUAACUGAUGGCACCACAAACAUCUGUGGGCGAUCACUUAUGAACUACAUCCUUGCAGGUCAAUCGAAGCCUGUUUUCGUGAAGUGCGAGGAUGUGAGCGAGGGAGACAAGGACUCUGUAGCUGUCGUUGCCGGGUGGAAGUGGUUCUUCAGAGAGUGGGGGGUGGAGAAGAUCACGACGAUAUGCACUGACUCUUUCGCUGGGAAUUUGAGUGCCGCGAGGAUGUUGAGGGAGGACCCCGAGUUCAGGCAGAUCUAUUGGAUCCCUUGCACAACUCAUUGCAUGGACCUCCUCAUGCACGAUAUAGGCAAGAAGGAGUGGGUGGAUGUCAUCAUCACGAAGGCCAACAAAGUAGUGAACUUCUUCCGGGUUCACAGGUGGCCUCGGUCGCAACUGAGGACACAACUGUUGAAGUACCCCGGCUUGGAUUGCACCUGCCUCCUUCAGCCUGCUCAGACGAGGUUUGGGACGAACUAUGUGAUGCUGCAGCGACUUGAGUUCGAGAGCGUCGUGGAGCGGCUCAUCGGGAAGAAGGGGAGCUCGAGAUUUGACGACUGCAUGGACCAGUUGGCAUCCAAAGAUCCGGGAGCUGGGGUUGAGAGGAACUGGAGCACUUGGGCUCUAGUGCAGACGAAGUCCAGGAACAAGUUGCCCCACCAGCGAACCGAGAAAUUGGUGGCCUCGCACUGGAGCUUGAGGCUCAAGAGUAAGGGGGAGGAUGGGCCCACUGUUGCAGGAGGGUGGUUGGGGCUCGCAGCCGACUGGGAGGACGAGGACUUGGGGGGUGACAUGGCAAAUGUCACAGAGGCAGCUGACGACAUUGAGGCCGCUGGUGAGGGCACUGCUUCCGCAGUUGGCAACACCAACAUUCGCCACGAUCCCGCUGCGCCAUCCACAUCAAGAUCGGCACACAGGUUAGUGCAGGUGGAGGAGGGUGGGGAUGAAGAUGAGGCCGAUGAGGACGAUGAGGACGACGUCCCCGACGAGGAGUGGGUGGACGAGAGAUCGGACUCAGACAGAUCGUGGACGAGGAGAGAGGGCAUUGUCCCCUAUGUCCAAGGCACACGAUCAGGAUUGAGGUCCCACACUCGGGCGCGGCCAGAGGGGCAGCGGGAGCAGGUUGAGGAGCGGCAGGGGUGGCCCGAGCCGCGGGAGCUGCACGACAGGGAUGAGCAGCCUGCAGAGGAGCAGCAGUAGGAGCAACAACAAGAGCAGCAGCGGGAGCAGCGGGAGCAGCAGCAGCAGCAGCAGCAAGAGCAGCAGCAGGAGAAGC
Messenger RNA from Chara braunii, 2123 nucleotides. NCBI's taxonomy places the organism in Eukaryota, Viridiplantae, Streptophyta, Charophyceae, Charales, Characeae. The record is from the annotation of a GenBank genome assembly.